UGUGUGUGUGUGUGAUAAGGUGGAGUUAACUAUAAACUCAUAAAGGCCAGACGUGGUGCUACAAGAUAGAGAGCAAGAGAUGGGUUCUGGACCUUCUGGUGCAGCAAUGAAGCUGGUUGCAGCGGUGAUGACGUUUUUGUCAAUGGUGGUUUUUCUGGGAUACAUGAUGAUUUGGUCUAUGAAGUCUACUAAUACCUUUUACUUGCAUUGGUGGCCUGAUGUUCUGAAAAAAACAAGUUCCACUUAUCUUGGAGAACAAGGCACAACCACACUGAUUUAUUCAUUUCCUAUCCUCUUCAUUGCUACCAUUGGCUCCUUGUACCUUCAUCUGGAGAAGAAGUAUGAUCAUGAUCAUAGCACCAGGUUCAUUUCUCGGAUUAUCUUGUUGAAACGGCCGGUGAUAACGAAAGGUCCACUGGGGAUUGUUUCUUGGACAGAGCUUACAUUUCUGGCCAUGUUAGUUGCAUUGCUGGUUUGGUCCAUGUAUUCUUAUACGCAUAAUAUGUUUGCAUUUGCUGCCCUGGAAGCUGCUCAAGAAAAAUUUCAAGUGUGGGAAGUUAAGUUGCGAAGUGCAGCUCUGAGUCUAGGGCUUGCAGGGAACACCUGCCUGGCCUUUCUCUUCUUUCCAGUGACUAGAGGGUCUUCAAUUUUGCAGUUUGUUGGCCUGACCUCAGAGGCAAGCAUCAAGUACCAUAUAUGGCUAGGGAAUAUUACUAUGGUCAUCUUCACAGCUCAUGGUCUAAGCUACAUCACUUAUUGGUCCCAUACACAUCAAAUUUCACAGAUGCUCAAAUGGGACAAGUUCGUGGUUGCCAAUGUGGCUGGAGAAAUAGCUUUGCUUGCUGGAUUGGUGAUGUGGGCGACCAGUUUGGGACGCAUAAGGCGAAAGCUUUUCGAGCUCUUCUACUAUAGUCAUCAUCUCUACAUUGUCUUUGUUAUCUUCUAUGUUUUCCAUGUUGGUUUUGCUGAAUCUUGCCUCAUUCUUCCUGGUUUCUACCUCUUCUUGAUCGAUCGAUAUUUGAGAUCCUUACAAUCUCAGCAAAAAGUUCGCUCUGUCGCAGCACGCAUUUUACCUUGCGAAACAGUAGAGUUGAACUUCUCCAAGAGUUCAGGGUUGAGCUAUGCACCAACAAGCAUUGCGUUUAUAAAUGUGCCUAGCAUUUCCAGGAUACAGUGGCAUCCCUUUACUGUUACCUCCAACAGCAAUAUGGAUUCUGAUAAGCUAAGUAUUGUCAUCAAACGCGAAGGAAGUUGGUCUCAUAAGUUGUAUCAGAUUUUGUCCUCCCCUUCUCCUACUAACCGACUUGAGGUCGCCAUCGAAGGACCCUAUGGACCUCCUUCAACCAAUUUUACGAGGUAUGAGAGGCUAGUACUGGUGAGCGGUGGAAGCGGCAUAACUCCUUUCAUCUCCAUCAUCCGCGAGAUCAUCUUUAAAUCCAACACAACAAGCAGCAAGACUCCAAGGAUUCACCUCAUAUGUGCUUUCAAGAAAUAUGUCGAUCUCACCGUGCUUGACCUUCUUCUCCCAGUUUCUGGCACCACUCUUGACCUAUCUCGGUUACAGCUACAAAUUGAAGCCUACAUAACCCGAGAGACAGAGUCAAAAACAGAGAACCAGAAUUCUAUCAGAACAAUAUUGUUCAAGCCUAAUCCAUCAGAUAGACCAGUUUCUGCAGUGUUAGGACCUAACAGCUGGCUGUGGCUCGGGGCGAUAAUCUCAUCUUCUUUCAUCAUUUUCCUUAUCUUGAUUGGCCUUCUCACACGAUUCUACAUAUACCCAAUCGACCACAAUACCAACAUGAAGUAUCCUGUCCCAGCAAGUUCAGCUUUCAACAUGUUAUUUGUGUGUAUAGCCAUAACAAUAGCUGCCUCUGCAGCUUUUCUGUGGAACAAAAGAGAGAAUGCUGAGGAAACAAGCCAGAUUCGAACCACGGAUAUGUCAACACCGGCACCAUCACCCACUUCAUUGGUGUACGAAACAGAACUGGAAAGCCUUCCUCACCAAUCUCUUCGCCAAGCCACCACAGUGCAUCUAGGUCAAAGGCCAAAUCUGAAAAAAAUAUUAUCAAAGUACAAGGAAGAAAAGGUAGGAGUUUAUGUUAGCGGGCCAAGGACGAUGAGGCAAGAAGUGGCAGCAAUUUGUUCAUCUUUUUCGGCAGAUAAUCUUCAUUUUGAGUCUAUCAGCUUCAGCUGGUGAUUUAGAACAAGACAUGUUAGAAUCUAGCAGUUUGGUUUGAAAAUUUUGUAAAUUCCUGAAGUCCUUUGAGUGUUCAUUGCAGUCCUCAACA
Populus nigra (black poplar) is the source of this 2288-nucleotide messenger RNA. RefSeq names its product ferric reduction oxidase 2-like. Bases 80 to 2197 code for a protein of 705 amino acids. The transcript has 8 exons. Gene Ontology annotation, cellular component: plasma membrane. Lineage: Eukaryota; Viridiplantae; Streptophyta; Magnoliopsida; Malpighiales; Salicaceae. The record is from RefSeq and is a predicted model, not a curated record. Gene Ontology annotation, molecular function: oxidoreductase activity.